CUUUCAGGAAUGAACAUGAAACGCUUGUUGAUUUGGGCUGUAGCUGCUGUGUUUCUUCCUCUUUUAACUAGAAGUACAAAACCAGCUAGAGUUGCAUAUGAUACACUCCUCACAGAGUUGCUGACUGUCCAAGAAGAAAUUGUUACUGUACAUAACAAAUUCAGGAGAGAAGUCCAUCCAACUGCCAGCAACAUGCUGAAGAUGAAUUGGAGUGAAGAAGCUGCACAAAAUGCCAGAGCUUUGUCAAAAGAUUGUGAAUUGGUAAAGAGCAAUUCACUUCACAGGAGAAUUGAAUACACAUUUUGUGGAGAAAAUAUGCAUUUGACACCAUAUCCUAUCUCAUGGUCAAAUGUAAUUGAAGCAUGGCAAAAAGAAUCUCAACAUUUCAAGUAUGGGCAAUGGAUAUCAACAGAAGAUAGCACACAAAUAGAGCAUUAUACUCAGAUUGUUUGGGCUACUUCUUACGAAAUUGGCUGUGGCAUAUCUCAAUGCGGCAAAAAAGCAUCUCAUAAAUAUCUCUAUGUUUGCCACUAUUGUCAUGAGGGAAAUGAUCCCGACAAAAUGAGCCAGCCUUAUAAUAAAGGAACUCCAUGUCAAGAGUGUCCAAAUCACUGUGAAGAUAAACUAUGUACUAAUCCCUGCAUCUACUAUGAUGAGCACGAUAAAUGUAAAUCACAUAAACAAAAUAUUGGGUGCAACCACCUGUCAGUUAAAUUAAUGUGUAAAGCUAGUUGUCUGUGUGAAACUGAGAUAAAAUAA
Molecule: messenger RNA, 759 nt
Organism: Erinaceus europaeus (western European hedgehog)
Lineage: Eukaryota; Metazoa; Chordata; Mammalia; Eulipotyphla; Erinaceidae
Gene: CRISP1
Product: cysteine rich secretory protein 1
Exons: 7
Coding region: 10-759 (249 amino acids)
Biological process (GO): binding of sperm to zona pellucida
Cellular component (GO): extracellular region
Source: RefSeq, a predicted model, not a curated record